AUGUCUGACCACCCUCAAGACCCCACAAAUAUCCCUCAGGCCCCUGAUCCUCAGCCCCAGGGCCAAGCCACAAUUACAAUGGAGGACAAGAUGGACUUCCUCCUCACCCAUUUUGCUUCCCCAGCUAAAGGAAAGGCUCCCAAGAUUGCACCACCUGAAAUCUUUACUGGAGAUUGCUUCAAGGCCAACACCUUUAUGCACCAAUUGGUUCUGUACUUCAAGAUUAGAACCAAUGAUCUUCAAACAGACCAGGACUACAUCAACUUCACCCUUUCUUAUAUGCAAGGGGGGGCUGCAGGAGAUUGGGCUGAUAGAGUCUUAGAGCAACAACUGAAACUCAAGCCUGGGGAGGUCUUAUAUGAAGAUUGGGAAACCUUUGAAAAGGAACUUUGCCAAACCUUUGGAGAUCCAGACCUAGCAGCCUCAGCACAACUCUAA
Dacryopinax primogenitus is the source of this 438-nucleotide messenger RNA. RefSeq lists its product as uncharacterized. NCBI's taxonomy places the organism in Eukaryota, Fungi, Basidiomycota, Dacrymycetes, Dacrymycetales, Dacrymycetaceae. The transcript has a single exon. The record is from RefSeq and is a predicted model, not a curated record. Bases 1 to 438 code for a protein of 145 amino acids.